AUGACGUUCUGUCCCGAGUUUCAAUUCGGUAUUGAUUUAGUGGAAGCCGCUAUUGCUCAACGCCAGUUCCUGCGGAUCGUUGAUGAUUAUCCAAGUUUAUACGCCGGUCCACACGUUCGAAAUGCAAUCAGAAGAUAUGAACUUUUCUGGCUGCCUUUGCUGGCUCAGAAUGCCACUCGUAUCAAGAAAUGGUUUAUUCCUUUGAACGUCGCAGCACCACUUGACAUCGCCUGGGUGUUGCAUGUGCACAUGCUGUCCCCUGUCGAUUACCAGAGGGACUGUAAUGAAAUUGUCGCCACUUUGGUGGAUCAUAAAAUACUAGUCGGUGAGCAACGUGAUAAAGGGCUUGUAAAGGCCAGGGCCCUAUGGGAAAAGGUGUAUCCCGAAGAACCUUUUGAAGUAGACCUGGCGGCCCCUGUUUGCGACGCGCCAGAUUUCCAAUCAAGAAUUGAAUAUGACAUCGAGGCUGCUUGUGCUCGACAGAGGGUUUUUAAUUAUCAGGUGUCCCUACCUCAUUUUGCGGACAAGAGAUUUUUGACCGAAGCAGUGAAGAGGUAUAAAUUGCAUCUUUAUCUGAAGCAAAAAAAUCCAGAAUUGUUUUUUGUACCGUGCUAUGACUUUGACCUUAUUUGGCACGCACAUCAGCUUAAUCCAUUAAUCUACACACAAGACACCACGGAAAUCCUAGGUAAAGUAUACGAUCACAAUGAUUCAGUGAACGACCGACGGCCAGGCUCACAACUAAGCAAGUCUGAAACAGUAACACGAGAGAAAUGGAAAAACCUGGGCCAGAUAUUUGCACUAAAUGGAGCCAUGUUUCGCGGAGAGCCUCCUCAUGGUACGCAGAAAGAAUCCAUUGAUUACAGCUUGCAUGGAGCAUUUGAGUACACCGUGGACUUGACCAUGUUGGAAGUUGAAGGUCUCCCAAAAUCGAAAACCUACACUGUCAAAAUUGAAGAUGUCAAUGGCUCGCAAGUGCUUAAGGUGCAAGUUCGUGGACCUGCUGCAAGAGUUACAAAAUCUAAUGGUGUGUUAUCAAGGUUUUCAUACAAAAAGAAUAGCGGAAAUUUGAGGGUUCGUAUUCAGCAACAUGGGACUUGCUCUUGCUUUUCACAUUUACUAGAUGAGUCUGCAGAGUAUUACUAUGAGUCUGCAGAGUAUUACUUCUCAGCCGUAUUCGGGGCCUUGGGAGUCUCCUACAAAAGUAACGUGGUGCCUCAACCGGAAACGCACGAGUUAACCAUUGCUGGAAACUUGAUUGUUCGGUUUACCACUGUGGUGCAUCCACCUCAGCCAGAUGAAUACAUUUUCACAGUAAUGCCAAAUGGGGAUUUCAGCCCAGUCCGAGAUGCUGCUUCCAUUUUGAGCUCACCAGCACUGUUCCUUUCGCCUUGUUCUUUGAACCAAACCCUGGCUUCUAGUGAAAUGUCAAUGCAUCGGCUACUGGAUUAUAGGGGACGAGAAGCGUUUACCUGCCGAGUGAUGCACUCCGCUGAGUUGCUGUUCUCCUCCAUAGAGGUCAUGAACCACGUCGAUGAGGUUGUUAGCACCGCGCACCUUCUACGCGGAAAUGUCCUUCCGACGAAGGAGCAAGUCGGCAAGCCUAGUUUUUGUUGCACUUUGAAUGAGGCGGGAGGGGUAAGAGCCAUAUUGAUUAGAGGUUGCAAAGACUGGGGCAUCUGCAUUGGCAAAUGGAAAGGAGCUGUAAAGGGUGUCCCUGGUGUACCUGGAAUAAAAGGGUCUGAAGGUAGUCCAGGUGUUAAAGGAACGCCUGGUGUGAAGGGCCAACCGGGUGAUUUGUGCAUCAAGUUCUUCUCAUUGUCCGAAGCACAAGAGUGGAAAAGAGUGAAGAAACGGGGAGAAACCUUCAGGGUAAGUCUUAGCAAAAAAGAGAUAGUCAACGUAAACCUUCGGACUGGAGUGAUCUCUUUUCCAUCCGCAGUAAGUGCCGUACCAGAAAGCAUUGCACUGGGAUUCUCUAUAGCUGUCCUUCAUCUUCUGUGUCAGCCUAACACUUCGACAAGAAUGACCGAUCACACGAAGCCAUCAGUUAUGGCUUCAAGCCAGAUAGACAAACCUCGCAGAAUCCGUUGCGAAGACCUGGCGCUGGUAGUCGCAGCAGGGUUUUAUGCCACCACUGUACCGAGCAACGCAUAUGUUAAGCACAAACUUGGGGAUGCUUGUGGAGGCGGAGGUUGUGGAGGAUGCGGAGGUUGUGGAGGAUGUGGAGGUUGUGGAGGAUGCAGUAGCUGUGGUGGAUGUGCUGGAAGAGGUGGAUGUGCUGGAAGAGGUGGAUGUGGUGGAAGUGGUGGAUGUGGUGGAAGUGGUGGAUGUGGUGGAAGUGGUGGAUGUGGUGGAUUUGGUGGAAGUGGUGGUAGUGGUGGAAGUGGUGGAUGUGGUGGAUGUGGUGGCUGUGGCUGUGGCUGUGGGGAUUAA
This is a messenger RNA of Pocillopora damicornis (cauliflower coral), 2436 nucleotides long. RefSeq lists its product as uncharacterized. The record is from RefSeq and is a predicted model, not a curated record. NCBI's taxonomy places the organism in Eukaryota, Metazoa, Cnidaria, Anthozoa, Scleractinia, Pocilloporidae.